Messenger RNA from Tetrahymena thermophila SB210, 16269 nucleotides. RefSeq names its product ATPase family associated with various cellular activities (AAA) protein. The transcript is spliced from 15 exons. Gene Ontology annotation, molecular function: ATP binding; ATP hydrolysis activity. Gene Ontology annotation, biological process: rRNA processing; ribosomal large subunit assembly. The record is from RefSeq and is a predicted model, not a curated record. Gene Ontology annotation, cellular component: preribosome, large subunit precursor; nucleus. NCBI's taxonomy places the organism in Eukaryota, Ciliophora, Oligohymenophorea, Hymenostomatida, Tetrahymenidae.
AUGGAAAGCUGGUAAGAAGUUAAGGCAGCGAUAAAAAAUGAUUGGGAAAAGUUUAAACCAUAUUUUACUGGUGAAAACAGAUUCCUCAACUAAUCACAAUUUUAGUAGUCUUCUCCUUUAUUUAUAACACAAUUAGCAUUCAACCUGAUUAGAACUAAUGCAAAGAGCUGCGGUUGGUAUUUGCUUAAGUGUGGCAAAGGCAUCCUAGACAUUAUUGAUCAUGCUACAAAUAAAUCUGAUAGCUUUAUAGCUGAUAAGCAAUCAAGAUAGAAUGUCGAUUACUUCUUUUCUCAAAUACUUUACUCCUCUCUUCCACUAGCUCGUCAAUAAAUUAUUUCUUAUUACAAAAGUCUAAAAUCUUAAUACAAUUACGAUCUUAUUCAAUAAAUCAGAGAAAGCAGCGAUGAAGCAGAAAUGAUUGAAAGAUUAGAAAACUUAACUGUUUUAUUUAAGUAUUCUUUAGAAGCAAUGAGAGAAACAUUUGAUACAAAGGAAUUAUUUGAUUAUUAUGAAGGCAUACUCAAAAACAGCAACAACUAGUAGUUAAGAGCACUUUAUAUUAAUUUAAUUAUAAAGCUAUCAAGUGAUUUACAUAAGGAAAGCAUAUUGGAAAAAGUAUAUGGAUCAGAUCAUAGCACUCCAGACUAUUUUUAAAAUUUAAUUUAAGAUUAAGCAGUUGUUUAAAAGCUAUUUGAAAAACUAUAAAAAAUGAGAAACAAUGUGAUAAGCUCUGUUGUAAAUACUCAAUCAGAAUAGCAAGAUUAAGAAAGUUAAAGUAAAGAAUCUAAUGGUUAGUUAAACAAAGAUGACAAAAGUUCUGAUGAAGAUUUUAUAGUUCCUAAGCGCUUGAAGGUAUAGGAAUAGUAUGAAGGAAAAGCAAGUGCAUCAGAGGAACAAUCAGAAGAGUUCAUUCUAGUUUCAAGUGAAUCAUAGAAUAUAGACGAAGUUAAGACUGCCCUUUUAGAGAAUAACUUUGUUGUUCUUGAUGGCCCCAUAGGUUCAGGAAAAACAAUAUUAUUAAAUAAAAUAGCUUCUGAUAUGAAAGAAACAACCAUCUCUUUAUUUAUUGAUUCCACCACAGAUUUAAAGAGUUUAAUUGGUAGUUAUGUCUGCACUGAAAAUAUUGGUUAAUUUGAAUGGAAAAAUGGUCCACUCAUUAAGUGCAUGGAAGAAGGCAUGUGGCUUAUUUUAGAAAAUCUCUCUGAAGCCUCAGAAGAAGUAUUAGAUGGACUUAUAAGAUGUGCUCAUGAAGGAAAAUAUCUUCUCACUUCUCAAGGCAGAUCUAUUCUUGCUCAUUACAAAUUUAAAAUCAUCGGGCUAGGUAACUUUAGUACUGCUAAAUAUGAAAGCAAGAAAGUCUUCCUCAUGAAUAGCUGUAAGGGAGGCUAUAUUAAUAAAAAAGAGAUAAAUGAAGAGUGUUUAAAAUAAAUUUUAAAAAGCAGGUUCCCUAACGUUAUGAAAUAGGAAGAACUUAUUUAUUAAAAAAUUAAAAAUAUUAUUAAUUAUCUUAAAAAUGACAAAAAUCUUGUAAAGAAAUAUACUUACUUUUCUAGAGGAUUGUCAGCUGAUAAAAUUAUUAAACUUUUUAAACGUAUUAAUUUCCAUUUAUUAGAAUUGUAUGGUGACAAAGGUAUUUAAAAUAACAUGCUCGUAACUGAAAUGAGAAAGAGAAUUUUCCUUGAAGUUAUGGAAACUAUGGUCUUUGCUGAGAAGGAAGCUAUUUAUGAUGAAAAAAUGAUUUAUGAUAUCCUUGAAGUAUUAGAAUUACCUAAAGAGGAGCAUUAAUUAAGUGUUCUCAAGCAUUAUCCUGAGAUAGAAGCCACUCAAAAAGCUGUUAAAAUUGGUAAGCUUGGAGUUCUCUAAAGAAGCUUUUUUGGUAAAAAUUUAGACGAAUCAGAAGCUUAAACUUUCCGCUCGACUUCUAACAUUAUAUAUAACGCCUACAGUUCUAGAUUAAUUGAAAAAAUAGCUUCUUGCUUGGCUUUUAAUGAGCCUUGCUUACUUGUUGGUGACACUGGUUGUGGUAAAACUACUAUGGCUUAGCAUGUUGCUGAAUAAUUUAGAAAAAAAAUAUACAUUUACAACAUGAACUAAGGUUCUGAUGCUAUUGAUUUAAUUGGUGGUUUUAAACCUAUUGAUGUUCGUCUAUUACUUAAAAAAAUUUUAGUCAAAUACAUCAAGCAUUUUGAAAAGGUUGCUAAUUUAGAAGCUAACAAAAGCUUUAUAGAUUCAUUAACAAAACUUUAUUAAAGUAAAAAUUACGCUACUUUGAUUAAGGGUAUGCUCUCAAGUAUAGAUGGAAUUAAAUAAAAAAUAACCAAGAAAAAUCUUGGAGAAGAAGUCAAUUAGAAAUGGAUGAACUUAGAAAAGAAGCUUAAGAAUUUAUAUGCAAACAAAGACAAAAUAGAAUCAAAUUUAGCUUUUCAUUUUGUUGAAGGAAAUCUUAUAAAAGCAAUUAAAUAGGGAGACUGGGUAUUAAUAGAUGAAAUUAAUUUAGCAAACAAUGAAGUUUUACAAAAAUUGCUACCCAUCAUUGAAGGAAAAUCUCUUGUGCUCUAUGAAAGAGGUGACUUAAAAGAAAUUAAGAGACAUCCUAUGUUCCGUAUUAUUGGUUGUAUGAAUCCAGGAAGUGAUAUCGGUAAAAAGGAAUUACCUGAAAAUGUUAGAGCUAAAUUCACAGAAAUUUAUGUCCACGAUAUAAGUGAAAGAGAAGAUAUCUUGACCUUAGUUAAGAAGAAAUUGGGCAGCAUAGUCGAAUUUGAUGUUUGUUAGAAGAUCGUUGAUCUUUUUAUGUAAAUCAAAUACGAUAGCGAAAACCACUAAUUAGAAGAUGGUUAUAAUCGUAAGACUCACAUUUCUUUGAGAAAUUUAGCAAGAUCACUUAACUACAUAAGAUAAAAUAUUGGAUUGUAUGGUCCUGACAGAACUGUUUACGAUGGUCUCUAUUUGGGUUUUGGAACAGCUUUGAACAAAAAUAGUUAAGUCCAUUUUGAAAAACAAUUAGAAAAACUUUUAAACAUUUCAACACAAAAGUAUUUCGAUUAAAUGCUUAAGGCUAACAUUAAAAUGACUCAAGAAACUGUCAAUAUAUUUGGUUUUUAAGUUAGUAAAGGUACACUUAUUCCAAAAAAUCCUGAAGAUUGCGAAUUUUUAGUCACUGAUACCUUCAAGAAGUAUAUUGUCGACUUGCUUAGAGCUAUAUCUAACAGUGAUCUUCCUGUCUUAUUGGAAGGUCCCACAUCUGCUGGUAAAACUUCUAUGGUCAAAUAUAUAGCUGAACUUGCAGGAUAUAAGUGCGUAAGAGUAAAUAACCAUCAUCACACAGAAAUUGAAGAAUAUAUUGGUACAUACCUUCCAGAUAACAAAGGUAGAUUAGUAUUCCAUGAAGGUGUUUUAAUCGAAGCAAUGAAGCAAGGCCAUUGGUUGAUUUUGGAUGAGUUAAACUUAGCAAGAAGUGAAAUUUUAGAAAGCUUAAAUAGACUUUUGGAUGAUAACAAAGAAUUGUUUGUAAAUGAAACAUAGACUUACAUCAAACCCCACCACAAUUUUAGAAUUUUUGCUACACAAAAUCCUACUUCUUAUGGUGGUAGAAAGGAACUUUCUAAAGCUUUUAAAAAUAGAUUCGUUUAGAUCUAUUUUGAUGACAUUUCUGAAAAAGAUCUUGAAUAAAUUCUUCAGAAGAGAUGCGUUAUAGCUCCAAGCUACUGUAAGAGACUCAUGAGUAUCCUAAAGGAUUUGAAGGUAUUCCGUUAAAGAAAUAAUUUCUUCUUAGGAAAAGAAGGUGUUAUUACAGUAAGAGAUUUAAUUAAAUGGGGUAACAGAGAAGUUUAAUCUCUUGAAGAUUUAGCUAUUGAAGGUUAUUGCUUACUUGCUGAAAGACUUCGUACAAACGAAGAACGUGAAUUUAUCUAAAAAAUUAUUGAAAAGCAUUGUAAGGUAAAAAUCCAUCCUUAGCAAUACUAUGAAAGCUAUUCCAAAAAACAUUUUGAGCCUUUAAUGGAUUAGGAACUACCCUUUUACUUAUAAUUAAAUUAAGGCUUCAAGAGAAUGGCUUGUCUUGUCCUUAAAUCUUUAGUAAAUAACGAACCUGUUCUUUUGAUUGGUGAAACAGGUUGUGGUAAAACAACUCUUGCUCAAUUAGUUGCAUUUUUACGUAAAUCUCAACUAUUUUCAAUUAAUUGUCAUUAAUACACAGAAUCAAGUGAUUUCUUAGGUUCUCUUCGUCCUGUUAGAAAUAAAGAGUAAAAUCUCCAUAAUCUAGAAUAAUUUUUAAAAGAAUUGAAUUUAGAAGCCUCCAAAAUCAAUCCAAUUUUCGACUCUACUCUAUCAAUUGAUCAAAGAGUCAAGUCCAUUUCUGACCUCUCCCCUGAAUAAGCAGAAAAGCUUGAAUAUUUAAUUGUUGCUUAUGAAACUCUUUUUGAGUGGCAAGAUGGUCCAUUAGUUGAAUCUAUGAUUAAAGGUGGAGUUUUCUUAAUCGAUGAAAUGAAUCUUGCUGAAGAUUCCGUACUAGAACGUUUAAAUAGUGUUUUAGAACCUGAAAGAUUCUUACUCUUACCAGAAAAAAGCAAGUCAGAACAAAUUGUUGCUGCUUAAGGUUUUAUAAUAAUUGCUACUAUGAAUCCAGGAGGUGAUUUUGGUAAAAGAGAACUCUCACCUGCUUUAAGAAAUAGAUUUACUGAAAUAUGGGUUGAGCCUCUUACAAAUAAAAAUUUUUUAAAUUAAGAAGAAGGCCAAAAAGACGUAGUAGAAAUGAUUGGAAAUUUCUUAAAAAUAAAGAAAGUAUAUGAAAGUGAGCAAACAAGAAACGAAAUUGCCAUGAAAUUAUAUGAAUUCCUCAGAUUCUAUAACGUUAACUUUUGUGAAAAAUACUCAUUAGAUAAGAAAAAUUUAACAAUGAGAGAUAUAGUUGCAUUGAUGGAAUUUAUUUAUAGAUGCAAAAAUAAUUGCUCAGUUAGAGACUUAUACUACCACGCUUUAAAUAUGGUUGUUAUUGAGCCUAUCGGAUUUAUGUAGCUCUCACCUUCUGAAAAAAAUAAAAUGACAUUAGAAAUCGAAUCUUUUAUUUAAAAUUAAUUGGAACAAAUGAACAUUGAUGAAAACGAAGAUGAAAAAAAUAUUGAAAAAGUUAGAAAAGAGAGUGCCAUGGAAAUCGAAAUUCCUGAGUCUAUUCAAAGCUUUGUUGCAGGGCCUUUUAGCAUACCUAUUAACUAAAAUUCUAAACCUGUUGAUAAUAUUGCUUAUUCUAUUAGUUCAUUAAAAACAUAAUCAACCUUAGAAAAAAUAGUUAGAGGUCUUUAAUUGGAUAAGUCAAUUCUAUUAGAAGGCAUGCCUGGUGUUGGUAAAUCGUCAAUAAUUGAAUAUAUCGCAGCUAAAACCUAGAAUAAACUUACUAAAAUUUCUCUAUCUGAACAAACUGAUAUUGUAGAUCUCCUUGGUAGUGAUUUGCCCGCUGCUAGCUCAAAUGAAGAUACAAGCUCUAAUAAAACUAUGAAAUUUAAAUGGUAUGAUGGUGUCUUGCUAGAUGCUUUAAAGAACGGGUAUUGGAUCCUCUUGGAAGAGCUCAAUCUUGCUUCUCAAAGUAUUUUGGAAGGUUUAAAUGCUAUCCUUGAUCACAGAGGUACUGUUUUCAUACCUGAAAUGAAUAUGUCUUUUACCAAACAUCCACAAUUUAGAUUGUUUGCUACACAAAAUCCAUUAAGCUUAGGAGGUGGCAGAAAGGGUCUUCCUGCAAGUUUUAUGAAUAGAUUUACCAAGAUUUAUGUUGAAGAUUACACUAAUUAAGAAUAUGAAGCUAUUCUUAAAGAUAUCUAUGGUGAAGGAGAAGGUCAAUAACAAAUUUUAGAAGGUUUGCUUCGUUUCUCUAAAGUCAUGGAAACCUAAUACUAUAAAAAAAUUAAUCUCCGUGAUUUACUCAGAUUCUACGAAGUGUAUCAAAAGAGUGAGAAGAACAUUGAAGUAGCUUUUGAAAUAGCUUUUGGUCGUAACGAUGUUGAAAAAUACUUUUAAUCAUCUAUAAUAAAUAAUGACACUUCUUUAACUAUCUAAGAGUGCCAUGCUAAAAAGAAAGCUGCUUGGGAAAUGGAUUUAAGAGUUAAAAUUCCUAUUUCUUACAGUUAUAUAGACGAACACAACGAGCGUAUUGGAUUAUUAAACUCUUAACGUAAACCUUUGAAUUUCUUGCAAAUGAUGAUUGAAAGAUGCUCAAAAUACUGUAGCAGCUUUAUUGUUUAAGGUAAAUCUGGAAGUGGUAAAAAUCGUUUAGUGAGAUUGCUAAGCUAACUUAACAACAAUAAAAAACUAAUUGAGUUUAGUUUAAAUUCUUAAACAGAUAGCAGUGAGUUAAUCGGAGGAUAUGAUUAAGUUGACAUUAAGCGUCAAUUCUCUACUCUUAAUACCAGAGUUACAGCUUUGUUAAGAGCUUACAUUUCAUCAAAUAUCUCUAAUAAAAAUAAUAUAACUGAUUUAUAAUUAAUGACAGUAUUAAAAUAAAUUGAAACUCUUACUAAAAAUGCAAAUUCAUACAAUCAAAAAGAUAUGCUAGUUGGAAUUAAAGAAGCUUUGGAUUUAUUAACAAACUUAAAUGUUGGUAAUAUGAAUGAUGAAGAUUUCCUUUAAGAAUAUUAGAAAUCUAUCUAGUUAUUAGAGGAGCUAAAAAAUAAAAUUAUCAAUGAUGAAGAACAAUAAAAUAUUAAUUCUAAAAAAGGAAAAAAUACAAGCACAAGUAGUGGACAUUUUGAGUGGUUCUAUUCUUAAAUUAUUGAAGCUGUAUAAAACGGUGAUUGGUUAGUACUUGAUAACGUUGGCCGUGCUAAUUAAGCAGUCCUUGCCCGUUUAAACCCACUUCUUGAAUGGAAUCUUAACGGUAAAAGAGAGAUUGUAAUUACUGAAUGCCAUAACGAAGAUCAAUAAGGUAUAAGUGGACCUGAAAUAAUUCGCAUUCAUCCUGACUUUAGAGUAUUCUUCUUAUUCGAUGGAGAAAAUGAUACCAUGAAUGAAGCUAUUAAAAAUAAAUGUGUUGAAAUUAAAAUAGACUAAUACGAAGAAAGCAAGUAUUAUAGCGACUUAUAAAAUUUGUUCGAAUUGAAUAUGGAUAAUGAAUAAGUUCCUAAUAGAGUUAGAGAAUAUAUCUUGGAAUUGGCAAUGACUUUUAUGAAUGCUUUAUUCGUACACAGACGCUCAAUGGCCUAUUCAGAUUUUGGUACUUUUGUCCAUUUCUUAAAACUAAUCCAAAGAGGAAUAAAUAUGAACAUGAUAGAUUUAAAUUUAAAUAACAUUGUUACCACUUCUUUCAAGUCAGCUUAUGGACCUAAGAGUAUCAAAUAUGCUAUAAAUCUAGAUGGUAUUCUUUCCAAUAUUAUUCUCAGCAAUAGUGACGAAGACUAGAUUUCUUCAAAUACCUAAAGAUAAAAAGCUUUCCUCUCUAACAUUCCAGAAAUAGUUCGUGACUCAUUUACUUAAUAGCUUGAACAACUCUUAAACUCAUGCUCUUGGUCUUCUUCUCUAAAUUUCUCUGAAUUCCCUCUUAACAGAGAACUCCACAGAUACAAAGCUCUAGGAAAAGCUUUAUUUUCUAACGACACUUAAAAGUCUAACUCAGCUGAAAAUGGACAAAACAAUCUUGAUGCAACUUAAAAAGCAAAGAUUUAAGAAAACUUUGCUCGUGUAAUUUUACAAUAGUGCUUUGCUGACUAUAUCAUUUAGUAUAUUUCAGGAGUAGAUGCAAGUGUCUUGCGCCAAAUUUCUCAAAAGAAAUAUUCAUCAGAAGCACUCUACCAAUAAUUAGUUGAUGAAUUUGAAGCAAUUCGUAUUCGUCGUAAAGUUUUUGCUGCAACCUAAGAAUUUAAGAAAACAAAAGAAUUUAUAUUGAGCAACUUUUAGAAAGCUAUGCAAUCUUUAAAUAACUUAUCAUAAAAUAUAAAUAGUUCCAAUGAAUCUGCUUUCUUACAUGCUUAAAGUGUUGUUCAAUGUGCUAUGCUUCAAGCUAUCCGUAACAUUUAAUAAUUACCCAAAAUUUACCAACUUGUUAGUCAAAAGUUAAAUAGUAUAAUCUCUUAAGUAACUCAAAAUUCUAAUGACCAAAACAAUUAACUUCCUGAAUAAGCUAAAAAUAAUAUUUAACAAGUAGAAGAGAAUAUAUUUGUUUGUUUAUGGCGUGCAUGUGAAUACUUCGAAAGUAUGCCUAGAAGUAAAAUAUAAUAUGAAUAGAGAGAAAAGGUUCACUACUUACUCUCUAGUAGAAAUGUAUAAUCUAUAGAUUUUAGUGAUGAUCUAUAAGAAAUGAUUAACUUAAGAAAGAGCUUCAGAAAUAUGUAUUAUCUUGAAAAUAGUAAAACUCGUUUAACUUCUAUGGAAAUUUUAGCAUUAAUUUACAAUCUUAAGAAGACUUAAAAUGAUUAAAAUUAAAACGAAGAAAAGACUGAACAGUAAGAAAUUCUUGAAGAAAAGUAGAGAACUGAGCAAAUAUUCAAUGCAUUCAAAGCAGAAGUAUUUAAAAUUUUAGAUUCUCAAAACAAGGCUUAAUAAGAAGCUCAAGAAUCAUAAAAUCCAGAAUAAGAAGAAGUUGUAAAAAAAUAAUGCGCAAAUGAAUUUGAAAUUGUGAUUGAAGAAGAAUAUUCUAGGACAAUUUUAAAAACUAUUCCAGUGCUGGCAUCUGACAAAGGCAUUCAAUACUGGGAAUUGAAAAUGCAAGAGCAAAUAGAAAAUUAUGAAAGUUCUUUCUUUGACAACCAAUGCUUCAAUGAAAUGCGUGAAUUUUUCGUUUUUAAGGGAAUCGAAAAAUUCUCUUUGGCUGAUGAAUCCUAAAAUACUUUAAGUACUAGAGAAAAUGUAAAAUUAAAUAUCGUAGAUCACAUUGAUAGACCUGACUAUUAUGUUAUGAGAAUAUUCCAACUUUUCAAGAAUGAAAUUACAAUCAAUGAAUUAGUAGAAAUCUUUUACUUAGCUCAGAUGAAAAAUAGAAAUAUUGACUCUUUCCGUCUCAAGCGCUGUGCAAAAGUAAUUUAAGAUGUCAAGUUAAAGCAUUUACCUCUCUUAAAUAGAGAAAUUAAUCUUCUCCGUUCAGCAAUAAAUUUCUCUCUUUCUAUCAAAACUGCUGAAUAAGAUCAAAAUGAAGAAGAGUAAGAAUAAAAGGAACUUAAUGACUUGUUUGUGUUGGCUUAUGUUUGGCUAUUAAAUAUCUUUUAGAGAGUUAACAAAAAUAAAUCUAAAAAGUAGAAUGAAAACUAACAACCCGAAUCAACAAGCAAUAUUGGCAAAAACUUAUACAAGAAGAUCAGCUAAUUUAUUCAAGAAAAUAAUGUCGAAGGCAUUAUUACUAUUUAAGAAGAAAUUCUUUUGAUAAAUGAACAUAACAAUAAAUUUUUGCACUCAUUGUGCUAAAGAGUUAAUGAUGAACUAUCAAUAUUGCUUAGACAAAAUGAAUUACUUAAGUUAGGUUUGAUCAUUAUCCGUCUCUUUUCAAUUAAUAAGAGCUACUUUGAAAUUGAAGGAUUUGAAUAGCGUGAUUGCUUGAGUGAAUUGUUAAAAGAAGACUAUGAAUUCUAAUACGAAGAAGCUAGCUACUUAGAUAAAUUGAAUGAUUAUGUUUCUCUAUGCGUUAUCGAAAAGGCUUUGACAAAUACAAUUGAUUUUACAGAAACUACUCAUACUACUCACAUUGACUAACUAAAAGCCCAAUAACAAACACUUAAAAAUAUUAAAAAGCGUAUGAUCUAUCGUGGAUAUUAAGGUGAUAACAUUACCUCCUUCAGUGAAUUCUUUGAAGAAAGUAUACCAUUCAUCUAGAGAAUAGAAAACUUCUUACCUAAUCUCUAGAGUCUUCAUAUUUCUUCUGCUUCCACUCUUUCAUUUGAAGACUUAAGAUAAUUCAUUGAAAUCAAAAAGCAUAUUGAUAACUGGUUGCAUAUUUCUUUUGAAAAGUACUAUGCACCUUUCUCUGAUUUCCUUAUCCCUCUUCACUUUGGUCUUAUCUUGGUCAAACAAUACAUUUCCUAAAUCUUAAGCAAGAGUAAAAUAAAGGAAGCUUAAAUCAGUCUUAUUAGUGAAUCUACUCAAGAUAGAAUAGAUCAAUUUAAGAGAAUUCUUUGGUAGAAGAAGAACAUAUAUAAGCUUAAAAAUUGUGAUAAUAUCUUGAAGAAUAUCAGAUUAAAUGACUAACUCUUUGAAGACACCGAAGGAAUGAAAGAAUUCUGCGCUUAAAUUAUGAGCGUUGCUAGUGAAAAUUUAAUGUAAAAGGAAGAAAUAGAUAAGUUAGCUGAAGAUGAUACAACCAAACUUAUCAAGGCAACUCGUUAGUUAGAAAAAAUGAUUGUAGAUGAAUAUAAAAAAGAGACUAUUGAAGAAUAUAAAGAAAAAGAACGCUAGGAAAUUUAAGAAGCAUUCAAUACUUUCUCAAAGGAUUAUAUUCAUUUAUUGCAAGUUGAUUUGACUAUUUAAGAAAAAAUAGAACUUCAAUAACAGUAACAAUAAGGUGCAAACAAUAAUAAUGAAGAUAAUAUUGAUGAAUAUGAAGAAGAUUUGGAGGAAAUCAAGAUGGAAGAGUUAACUAUGGGUGAGUUAAAUGCUAUUAAGUAGCGCAGUUUGAAUUCAAUUAUAGAAAUCUUAAAUAUUUAUGACAAUUGUAGAAACAAAAAGAAUAUUUUAUAUUCUGAUUAAGCAACUGUAGCCGCUGUCACAGAUAACUCUGAAAAGAAAAGAUCUCUCAAGUCUGUAAGUUCAUGGAAAGACUUUACUUUUGGUCAUAAGAUUGAAUACAUCAAAAUCAGUCUUGUUUAAAAUCUUUUCCCUCAUGAUCCUUUGAGUUAAGUACUAGAAUACUCCAGUGCUUUCGGAUAAGUCUAAAAGACUAACUAGUUUGAAGAAUGUAUGAAAAAGAAGAAUUCCAUGCAAUAGCUUGAUACUUCAUAAGUAUAAUUCAACGUUUAUAAAGAUAUUAUUCCAAGCGAGAAUGUGAAAAUAUUUAAACCCGUUAUGAAUCUCUUAAACUCUAUAAGAAGACUUCUUCAUGAAGAAGAAAUAUUUGAGAAUAACGCUGUACUACAAAAUCUUGCAAUUUUGUGUGAUUACACUUUGGAAUAAUCUGUUUUAAACACUCCUCUCAACAAAAUUAUCACUGGUCUUCAAUUUAUUGCUGAAAAAGUUGAAGAAUGGAAUCUUUCAACUGCUAAAGCUUACUCUCUAAUCAAUGAAAUCAAUCCUAUAGUCGAACUCUUACUUUACUGGAGAAAACUUGAGCGUAGAUGCUGGAAAUUUAUGCUCUCAGAGAAAGACAAGGAAAUUGAAUUAUUAGAUGUUGUCAUGUUCUUAAAAUUAAGAAACUUAGUGGUUAGCUCAAAUGGAAACAAUGCAGAAAAUAGAGAAUCCUUAUUUAAGAUUGUAGAUCAAUUUGUCCGUACUUCAGUUAUGGGUAACUUUGGACUACGUAUGAAAGGUUUGUAUUACCUUAGUUACUGUGAUGUUGAAGUUUAAAAACUAGGACUUUAAGAAUUAUUGUAAUAAGUCUAUAAAUAUUAUAUGUAAUUCUAUGCCUAGUAUUCUAUUGCUUUGCAACAAAAUCGCUCUGAACACGAAAAAGAUUGCGAAGAAUAUGUUACUCUAGCAGGUUGGGAAAGCAAAAAUUACAUAACUUUGAAAGCAACUGUUGAUAAAUUCUAAGGUAAAGUUCAUCGUAUUGUUAAGAGAUACAGAGAUUUCUUAUAGGAGCCAAUAAAUCGCCACAUUUUUGAUCCUACCAGAAACUUAAUAUUUGCUGAAAACUAUGAAUCUUUCCGCGUCAAGUACGAAAAGGUAUUCAUUGAAGAAGAUAGCGAAUAUCAAUAGACUGAGCAUCACAUUAUGAAAUAUCAAGUCUAAGAAAAUGCUGAAAAAGUAAUUUAAAUUGGUCGCAAGUUACUCUUAUAAAAUUGUCUUUCUGUUCCUCCUAUUAAACACUACAAGCAAUGUUAAGUAGUAGAAAAACCUGAUGAGCUUUGCGCUUGGUUAUACAAGGAGCAAAUGAUUUCAUAAGUAUUUGAAAGAGUAAAAGAUCUAACCCAAGAAGAAGUUACUCGUAAUAUGAAGUUUAAAGCUGUAUUAGAUAUCUUUAAAUACUUAAAAUCUCUUGGUUUUACCUCUUAUUUCUUAAACACAUCUUAACUUAUGGGUGACAACACCGUUAUAUAUGAUAUGCGCUCAAUUAAGCUUGAUACUUCACUCCUUGGAGCUGAAUUGACAAAUUACUUAUCUCAAGAUAUUCACUACAUAGAGAAAUGCUAUUAUACCACUUUAGAUAAAAUUUGUGUCCUCCGUUUCAAUACAAAUUAUCAUGAAGAUCUAACAAAAGAUAACAUUCGUCGUGGUAGUGGCUUUUUAAUUGAAUACUUCUAUUACAUUAAGCGUAUCUAUUUGUAAUUAAAUUCUCUUUUCAAGAAUUCUUCUUCAUUCAUCUCCUUUGUUGAGAAUUUGAGUGCUAUUUCCUCAUCUUCUGAUAUCCACCAAAGUAAAAUUAUUAUUCUCAAGAACUAUGAACAAAUUAAGGAAGAAGUUGAAAAUUUCCUAAACAAAAUAAUUUUCCUCUGCUCUGAAGUGAAAUAAGUAGUUAGCUUCAUUCCUACUUCAUCAGAUAUGGAAAUCAACUCAUUAAGAACUUUAUGUGAAACUACUUUAGCAAGCCUUUCAUCAACAUUUAAUGGAAAAUUAGUUGAUAUCUUUAGUUAUGAAGAGCUCAUUUCUAACAUCAACAAAAUAUCUGAAAAGCUUAGAGCUAAUGCAAGUAAAGCUUCUAAACUUGGGUUCAAAGACCUCUAAGUUAUAAUUUAAAUUAGCUUUAGAUAAGCUAGCUCUACUCUUUUAGUUUUACAGAGAUCUCUUGAACAAUCUAUAUAGGAAGCUAAUAAAGAAGAAAAUGGUGAAUCUCAAAACCUUUAAGAAGAAAAGAUAAUUAAAGAUUUACAGCUUUUUGCUUAAGGUAUUAUAAAAACUGUUUAAUCUUACAAGAAUAACUUGAAGCUAAUUAUUGAAGAUGAAGAAGAACCAGAAGAAGAAUAAGCAGAAGGUGCUGAGCCUAAAGAGCCAGUAAAUCACUCUGAUGAUGCAUCAACUGCUUCUGUGAAAAAUCAUAUAGAAAGUGAUGAAUCAGCUAACACUAUCUAAAAAGAUUAAUAACCUGAAUUCACUUUCAUUCAAAAUGAAGAAAGAAUAUUAAAGAAAUUAAAUAAAUCCAUUGAAGAUUUUUGCUACAAGCUUACCUAAUUGUAUGAAUCUGAAAUACUUAAGUAAAUAUCAAAAAAAUCUUACAAUACUAUUUAUUAGAUGUUGAUAAUUAUCUAAUUAUAUCUAAAAAAUACUAUCCUCUAUCAUACAAAAUCAGUUAAAGCAUAGUCUAAAUUCAUGAAUCUCUUAGGUAUAAUCUUUUACAAUCUUGUGUACAAAGGUUUCUGUUAGCCUAAAAACUAAGGUGAUGAAGGAGCUGGAUCUGAUGAUGAAGACGGUAAAUAUGAAAUGAAGGACGGAACUGGUAUCGGUGAAGGUAAAGGCCAAGAAAAUGUCUCAAAAGAAAUAGAAUUCGAAGAAUAGGUUCUCGGUAAUAAAGAUGAAGAAGAAGUUCCUGAAGAAGAAGAAAAUCAAGAUAAGAAAGAAGAAUAGAAAAAAGAAGAUGAUUUUGAAAUGGACUAAGACUUCAAAGGAACAACAUCAAAGCCAGAAGAUAUGAAUGAAGAAGAAGAAGACCAAGCAAAUAAAGAUGGUGAUGAGUAAUUCAGUGAUGUUGAUGAAGAUGAAUUAGAUUUCAAAAUGUGGUAGGGAGAUGAUAAUAAAGAAGAUGAAGAAGAAGAAGAAUAAGAAGACAAAUAGGAUGAUAAACAAAAUCGUAAGAAAGAAGACAUUGAGUUUAAAUCCAAGGAUAAGCCAUAAGGAGAAGAAAAUGACAGAGCAAAAGAAGAGGAAAAAGAAAAAGAACAAUAGAGAAACAUUGAUGAUUUCGAAAAAACUGAAAGAGAAGAAAAAGAAGAUGAAAUAAAUGAACAAAAAAAUGCUCCUGAAGAAGAAGAAUAAAAUAUAGAUAAGGAAGAUGAGGAUGCAGGUAAAGAGAAAAACAAAAAUGAUUAGCAAGAAGAAGCUGAAGAUGAAGAUGAAGAAGGUGAACAUGAUGGUAAGGAAGGUGAAUAACUUGAUCCUGAACUCAUGAAGUAACAAAUGGAAUUAGAAGAGGAAGAAGAAGUUAAUGAUGAUCAUCAAGAUGGAGGAUCUCAAGAAGGAGAUUUAGAAGAUGAUAUGGAAGAUGCAGAAGAUGGAGAAAAUAAUGAUAAAAUAGACCCACUUGAAAACGUUAGUGACUUCGAAAACGAAGAAGAUGAAGAAAAUCUUGAAGAUGAAAAUAAAAACACUGCUCUUGAAAAUGAUGAUAUGGAUAUUGAAGAAUAGGAUUAAGAUGAAUAAGAUGAAGAAAGAGAAUAUCCUAAAGAUAUAAAGAAAAAUUAAAAGCAAAAGCCAAAGAAGCAAGAAAAGAAAUUUGGUGUUGAAGGUGAUGAUGAUCAAAUUCAAAUGGAAGAAGAUUAAGAAGAAGCUGAGGAAAACAAAGAAAACAAAUAAAAAGGAUAAAAUGAAGAAUAAGAAGACGAUAAAAAAAAUAGAAAUGACGGCUAAGAUCAAGAUUAAAAUAAUUCUUCAAACUAAAAUAAAUUUUCUUUAGAUUUCCUUCAAUAGAUUAUCGAAAAAACUCAGCCUAAUGCUAAAGAUCUACAAAAUUUCUUUAAAGAUCUCAAUGUUGUUCAAGAGUAAAAGGAAGACUAACAAAAUCAACAACAACAAUAAUAGUAACCUUAAAUGAAAGAAGACUAGUUUAAUGAAGAAUAGGAAUUCGAAGCUUUUAAUCCUCAAGAUAACAUCGAUCCUGAAGAGCUAAAGAAUAUGUUAGCUACUAAUGUAAGUGCUUAAGAAAUGAAGAACGCAAGUAAUAUUCCUCAAGAAAUGCAUAAUGAAGAUUAAAUAGAUUAAGAUAUGCCUUAACCUCAACAACCUCCUAAACCUGAAGGAGAAAAUCAAAAGAAGGAAGAAUCUUCAUAUUAACAACCUAAAAAGAAUUAAGAAAAGGAUAAGAAAAAUGAUGGACUUAACAAAAAAGAAAAGUAAGAAUAAAUAGAUUUCUUAGAAGAAUAAAAAAAUAUGGAGGAAAAAGAAAGGGCAGAAAAAGAAAAGAAAAAAGACAAAAACAAUGCAAAUCAAGAAAAUGAUGAAAACCUUCAAGAAAGUGAAAUCCCUUAACAAAAUUCCCAACUCGAAAAAAAUAACCAAAAGAAGGACGAAGAAAAAAUUGAAGAGGAAGAAGAUGAAAAUCUACUUUCAUUCCUUGAAAAUGAAAAUGAGACAGUUGAAUAGAAGCGUGAUAGAAUGCUCAAGCUUAUUCAAGAAUGUAAAAAUAACCCUGAAAAGUUCCAAAAAGGAUAAGAAUUAUGGUAAAAAAUUGAAAAUGAAGCCAGAUACUUUAGUGUCCAAUUAUGUGAAGAACUCAAGGCAGUAUUGGAACCCACUUUAAUUGCUUCUUUCAAGGGUGAUUAUAAAUCAGGUAAACGUCUCAAUAUGAAAAAGAUUAUUCCAUACAUUGCAUCCAAUUUCCGUAAGGAUAAAAUAUGGCUUAGAAGAAAUGAACCUUCCAAGCGUACCUACUAAAUUUUAUUGGCUAUUGAUGAUUCCCUAUCUAUGUCAUAAUAAAAUGUUGGUUACUUUGCUUUGCAAUCUAUGACUAUACUUUCACUUGCUAUGAGUAAAAUGGAAGUUGGUUAAAUAGGUAUAGCUGCAAUCAAAGACGGUCUCUAGCUUCUCCAUGAUUUCAAUACUCCUCUCACUCCUGCUGAUUCACCAUUCAUUCUUUCUCAAUUUAACUUCACUCACUCAGAUACAAACUCCUCUGACUUGGAUUUGGUCAAAUUUAUGAAAUCUACAAUUGAGACAUUCAAAGAAGCUAAAGGAGGAUCUAAAGAUACUCAUUAAAUUUGCUUUAUAAUGAGUGAUGGUCGUUUCAAUAAAAAGCUUGUUAAACCUUUGAUCUAAGAAGCUGAAGAAAACAAUCAACUUUUCGUUUUCAUUGUUUUGGAUAAGAGUGAAGACAAGGAAUCUAUUAUGAAUAUAAAAUCUACCAGCUAAAAAUACGUUAAUGGCAAAUUACAAAUAGAAAUGAAACACUACUUAGAAGAUUUCCCAUAUAAAUACUACAUUAUUGUUAAAGAUGUUCAUGAAUUAAGCAAAGUUCUUGUAGACAUCUUAAGAUAAUAUUAUGAAAUGAAGAGCAACAGCUGA